AUGCCGUCGUCUAUCCAUUCAUACGGUGGUCGAAGCCAUCACUCGACCACAUCCAUAGCCACCACUCGAUCCCGAACUAUGGCCGGGAGUCGCAAAGUGAAGCUCAAGUGGUGGGAGAGACGGCCCGUCAUUCGCAAUGCCCUCUUCACAGACCUUCAAAAGGGUAGUUAUUUGGCCGCUAUCUAUACACUGAUAGAGAGCUUAUUCCAGAUAAGUUUGGCAAUAUUUGACACAUACUGUUUGGCAGAGGCCUCACCCGGUUCUACACAUUUCAGAAGUUUUGGCAUUAGUUUUCUAUUCGUUUACAGUGGAAACCCUCACAUCCGGCGGACACUGAUAGCGAUCGCUGUAAUACUUUUCUUUUCGGCCGUCUAUUUGUUGGUCUCGUCGCUAAUAUUGAUGACCGCUUUACGCAAAGAGCAUGAGAUAAAAUUCAAACAUUGGUUGCGAGCCAUGGCUUUCUUCGUGGUUUGGAGGACUCUAACCAUUAUAUUUCAGUCUCUCGUUAACGACCUGUACUUCGGUUACCAUCAGGCAAUGCUCAUCAUAUGGUUUUUGCUCACAGGUUUGCGAGACAAUAGCUAA
Messenger RNA from Medioppia subpectinata, 585 nucleotides. The record is from the annotation of a GenBank genome assembly. Lineage: Eukaryota; Metazoa; Arthropoda; Arachnida; Sarcoptiformes; Oppiidae.